This is a messenger RNA of Dissoconium aciculare CBS 342.82, 1470 nucleotides long. Its product is annotated as membrane protein-like protein TMS1. The record is from RefSeq and is a predicted model, not a curated record. NCBI's taxonomy places the organism in Eukaryota, Fungi, Ascomycota, Dothideomycetes, Mycosphaerellales, Dissoconiaceae. The coding region runs from base 1 to 1470 and encodes 489 amino acids. Gene Ontology annotation, cellular component: membrane. The transcript has 4 exons.
AUGGGUGCUCUAUUAUCACUACCGUUACUUGCGGUCCCCAGCAUAGGCAGUUUGAUCACCUUCGGCGCGUCUUGUUGCGGAGCUGCGACAUGCUCGGCAGUAUGCUCAGCUUGCGGGAAAUGUAACAACAGUGUCGCCACGAGAAUCGCAUACGCCUUGAUCCUCCUCGUCAAUUCGGUCUUCUCAUGGAUCAUGCUCACGGACUGGGCGGUUAAAAAGUUGCAGGGUAUACUCUUGGACUACGUCUCGAUCGACUGUGCCGGAAACGCCUGCUUCGGAUUCGCUGCGGUGCAUCGGAUCAACUUCUCUCUCGGCCUUUUCCAUUUCUUCCUCGCAUUCUUGCUCAUUGGAGUCAACUCUUCGAAGGAUAAUCGCGCACAAUUUCAGAACGGAUUCUGGGGACCGAAGAUCGUCGUUUGGCUAGGUCUCAUUGUCCUAAGCUUCCUCAUCCCGAACACUUUCUUUGAGGUCUGGGGCAACUAUGUCGCGCUCACCGGCGCAAUCCUGUUCCUGCUCCUCGGGUUGAUCCUCCUUGUGGACCUGGCACACACAUUUGCUGAAUUCUGCAUUGAGAAGAUCGAGGACACCGACUCUGGCCUAUGGCGAGGAAUUUUGAUUGGCUCAACAUUGGGCAUGUAUCUCGGCAGCUUCGCGAUGACCAUCGUGAUGUACAUCUUCUUUGCGCACAGCGGAUGCUCGAUGAACCAGGCCGCUAUCACAGUCAACCUUAUCCUCUUGAUUGGGAUCAGCGCCAUGUCGAUUCAUCCAGCCAUCCAGGCUUCCAACCCGCGUGCUGGCUUGGCACAAGCUGCCACAGUCGCGGUAUACUGUACAUAUCUCACCUUUAGCGCUGUCGCCAUGGAGCCUGAUGACAAGAUGUGCAACCCGCUCGUUCGCGCCACCGGCACACGUACAGCUAGCAUCAUCAUCGGAGCCAUCGUCACAUUUGUAACUUGCGCAUAUACGACGACGCGUGCUGCGACCAACGGACUCGCCCUCGGAACGGGCAAACCGAGUGGAUACAAUGCGCUCAGCACUGAGGAAUAUGGCCACGACAUGGUCAACACGCAGCCCGAGAGUCGACGAGAGAUGCGACAGGAAGCUCUUCGUCGGGCUGUAGAGUCUGGUGCACUUCCGGCAUCUGCGCUGAACGAUAGCGACGACGACGAUGAUGACGAGGAUGACCCAAGAUCGGGCAAGCAUAAAAACGACGACGAGAAGCAGAGAACGCAGUACAAUUAUACCUUGUUCCACAUUAUCUUUAUGCUUGCGACAGCAUGGGUGGCGACGCUGCUGACUCAAAACAUUGGCAGCGACAAGAAGAUGGACGAAUUAGAUGGUUUCGUGCCCGUGGGAAGGACGUACUUUGCAAGCUGGGUGAAGAUUACAUCGGCUUGGGUGUGCUACGGUAUCUUCGGUUGGACGCUGGGAGCACCGCUACUCAUGCCUGAUCGAUUCGACUACUCGUGA